This is a messenger RNA of Fusarium vanettenii 77-13-4, 567 nucleotides long. RefSeq lists its product as uncharacterized. Gene Ontology annotation, biological process: phosphorelay signal transduction system. The coding region runs from base 1 to 567 and encodes 188 amino acids. The transcript has a single exon. NCBI's taxonomy places the organism in Eukaryota, Fungi, Ascomycota, Sordariomycetes, Hypocreales, Nectriaceae. The record is from RefSeq and is a predicted model, not a curated record.
AUGAGCACUGUUGUAUCCACCACGGAUGUUGAGCCCAACGGCGCGACUCCUACAUCAGAACAGCCCAGCUUAGGACCUCAUGCCGAUGCCCAAGGGUCCUCAAACCAACCACAGCCGGAUUUAAGCGGGCCUCAGCAACCCGAAACCUCUCCUCCAUCCAGUCGAGAGGUCAAGUACCUCAUCGUCGAAGACAACAAGGUAAACAGGAAAAUCAUGGGAAAGCUGUUCGGAAAGUUGGGGCUAGAGGGACAGUUCCACAUGACUGAAAACGGCCAAGAAGGCGUCGACGCGUACAAAAGGAACCCGCAGCAGUGCAGGUUCAUUUUUAUGGACAUAUCCAUGCCUAUCAAGGGCGGCAUGGAGGCGUCCAAGGAGAUUCGAGACUACGAGCAUGGACAGGGCCUUUCGCCUGCUGUCAUUGUGGGUAUGCACCCGCGGAUGGCCGCCGGUGGGCAAGCUGACAGGCAGGUUGAGAGGUUCAAGAAUGAGUUUGGGAUGGAUGAUGUGAUUGACAAGCCUGUUCGUACAGAUGCAUUGAAGUCUAUUAUUGAGAAGUGGCCUGUAUGA